AUGAGCUUCACAAAGGCCGACCUUCUCUCUGCCCUGGGAAGGAUGGCUGGCAACAAGGCCUUACCGGCCUCCUUUGCCCCGGCCCGACUUUGGAAAUUAGCCUCAGCACAGGUCUGCCAAGCCCUGCUGCCAGCUAUGAAUCUGCAGUCUGCGGAGCUUGAGCCGGAGUGGCAUAAGGUUCAGCUCCACAUGAUACCCAAAGUUGCCAUAGUGCGAGAACCCAAAGCCCUCCGCCCCAUUGCCCUGCUUCACCCUGCCAACAAGCUCCUGGCCACUAUGAUUGCAGACCAGGUGCAAGGCAAAAUUGCAGCAUACCUCUCAGAUGUCCCCCAGUGGGCAUACCUUCCGGGCCGCUCCACAGCCGAUGCCUUAGAAUCUGCAUGCUCCCACCUCCAUCAGGUCAGAUCUCUCGUUCAAGCUAACACACAGACCAUCCCUCAACGCUUCCAAGGCCACACACCACACCAGCUCAUAGGAGGCAUCUCAAUCAGUCUAGACGUCAAGAAAGCCUUUGACAGUCUGUCCCAUGGGUUUCUGGAAGAGGCGAUGCGUGAGGCGCUCUUUAGUGCGCAGGAAAUCUCCCUCAUCCUCCACCUCCACUCCCAUGCCUGUCUUCAGGUCAGUAGUGGAACUGCGAAAGCUUCCGUGUACUUAGGAACAGGGGUGAGACAGGGAUGCUCCCUAUCCCCACUCCUAUGGGCCCUAGCCACAGGCCGAGUCUACAGACUGUACCUGGCGGCUCUCCGAGAGGACUCUCUUCCCGAAGGCCUUACAAACAUGUUUGCGGACGACUUCUUUGGCAGUUGGACAUACAGGAGCCCAGACGCCUUCCGUGCAGCUAUCCGCUCCAUAGGCACAUUAGUCCACACUCUGAAACGAGUUGGCCUUGAAUUGAGCUUGGAAAAGACGGUACUGCUAAUGGCCUCAACAGGCACCAGUGUCUCCUCCGUUGUCGGAGGUUACCGAGUCUACAAGGAGGGAGCCACCUAUCUUCAGAUACCAGUCGGGCAAUCAAGAGUCCUCUUCAAAGUGGUCAGCUCGCAUAAAUACUUGGGAGCGCGCCUCUCCUACCAGGGGUUCGAACUCCUGAACCUGAAACACCGCUUAGCUACUGCAUGGGGUAGCUUCUGGCGCCUUCACUCUAUCCUCAUUAGCCGGGCACUGCCACUGCACACCCGGACUAGGUUAUGGAUGGCUUGUGUCUUCAGUGUUCUUCGUUACUCCCUCCACCAUGUAGGCCUUCCAAAGACAGGCCCCCUCCUCAUUCGACAGGCGGUCCACCGACAGCUCCGAAUGAUCGCACGGUCCCCGGCACACCUCUGGCACGUGCCCUCCAGUGACAUUUUGGUAAGACUCGGGGUCGAGGAUCCUUGGAUGCUGCUCAGUAAGCAAUUUCCAGGAGCUCGAUCCACACAAGCUCCUAUGCACCAGACGCCUCAGCAUCAGCUGUGGAGUCACAAACUCGCUGCCUCCUUCUCCCUGCAACCCCUCGCCACCGAGCCUCCCACUAGCCCCGGCAACUCAGGAUCACAGAUCUCCUUCCCGGCGAGAAGGAUCACCUCUACUGACCAGGACAUCCUGCACUGUGCCAGUGAGCGACGCGUGCAUGCCUAUCGGCUGGGCUCUGCAUAUGCCGACACUGUGACAGGGAGUGUGCCAGAUGGGAAAAAGACCCCCGGUGCUAUCAGUAUUGCCCCAUCUGCAAUCAGCCCGAUGGAUCUCGAGGGGGUCACGAGAGAGGAGUUAGAGGAAGCGGCAGCGGAACUGACCCACCUCCAGACAAUGGCAAUACAAGGCAGGAGACUCUUCGAGCCCCUCCAGUUCUCAGCACCCAGCCAGGCCGCGAUGCCCCUCCCUCUUCCCACUCCUCUGCACUCGGAGGUUCCGGGGGCACAUCCUCCGACAGGCCCCUCCAUUCAGGGUCUCCCCAGUCUCGGAUCACAGCACGAGGAGACGGACCAGCCCUCCAAGUACUCCAGGCCGAACGACAAAGGGCAGGGAGGGAAGGGCCCAAGGAAUGCUCAGCAACCUGCUCGACGACACUUCCCAUCGCGAGCCUCGCAGCCCUCUCAUCCGGGUCCCAGCUCAGCAAGCAGCCCACCCUCCAAGACUAUGGUUUCCUCCAACCUCGUCCUGCAGAUCGCACAGUUGGUGCUGAGGCAUGCCGACGCGAUCAACGCCCUCGAACAAUCCACCACAUGGAUCAUGUUUCAAGGAACGGCGCCCCCCCUCACGGCGGUGGACCUGCAAGCUGCCAUAGCCACGGAAUGGCAUCAGCUCAAAGACAACAACCCUUCGGCAGUGACACAGCCGUUGAGAGUCAUCUUGUGGCAGACCUGGGCCUCGGAGUUGGUGAAAAGGCUUCAGCUCCUGACUACGGAUCAGGAGCGCCGUCAGGAGGCAGUGAAACUCCAGAUAUUGUCGGAGCCGGACUGUUUCAAGUAUGUCAAGUGGAACUCGACCCAGAGACGCCUGGAACCCAUCGAAAGCAUAGCGCCACUGACCUUGUCGGAGAUAGUGGGCAUGCUUCAAGAGACGAUCGUGCUGUGCAAGGAGGACGGCGUUCUCAUCAACUUUCAUCCGAUGAGACGCCUGACUCCCCAGAUGGCAGGCUCGGCAGUGUCGUUCUCUCUACAUCUAGGCCUCAGAGAAUCCCGUGCAUAUCGCUUCUGGACAAUCAUCGAAACCCUAGCUGGAAACUCCUCGCUCCAGCUAGUGGCGACGACGAUUCGUCGCGACAAGCGCGGCCGCUCGCCGCUGGCACAGGCGAUCGAGAAGGAGCUUCGCAAACAGCAGUCACCUUGA
This is a messenger RNA of Symbiodinium sp. CCMP2592, 2805 nucleotides long. The record is from the annotation of a GenBank genome assembly. Lineage: Eukaryota; Dinophyceae; Suessiales; Symbiodiniaceae.